ACAAGAGAGAUGGCAGAAUUAACAGAAAUAAAAUAACAUUUCAGUUUAAUAGCUAUGUUCUAUCCACUUAAACUGUCACUCGCAAGCAGAAGCUAUGCUAUUACUUUUCAGAAUCCUGAAUCUAUAUUCCAUCAGAACUACCUCAGAGCUAUUAAUAGUCCCAUUAACAGUCCCUGCUUAAACUGUCACAAUUCUAUCAUCCUAGAGAAACUAGCACAAAUCAAAGCCAUGUUCUUUAACAAUCUUAUAUGAUAGAAACUAGUAAGAUAUACACACACAAUGCUCAUGAGGGGUUCCUUAUUUCAACAAAUCAUCUGAAAAUCAAGAAAAGACAAAACUAAGAUGCACAGAUGAAACAAUUCAACAACAAAUGAGAUGUUCAUCAGUAGGCUAGCGAACACAAACCAUUAAUAUCUGCAAACACACACACACACACAAAACCUGAACCAUAAAGACACAAUCUUUUCCAGCUCAACUCACUGAAGAAGGAGAAGAAGUGGACCUAGAUUAGAUUAGAAAGCUGAGCUGUACGGCCUUGAAGCUUGAAUUGAUCUCUAGUGAAUGAUUUGAGCCAAUACUUGAGAGUAUACUCCAGGGCUCCAUUGUCCUCUGAUGAUUCUUUAUGGCUCUUCUAAAUCAAGAAGAUGGAUCAAGAACAACACCUCAUCGACUUGCUCGUGAUCACGAUCGAUUCCCAGAUCCGGGAAGCUGUGUGUCCGCAGACAAAAGGAGCAUAGGCGUGGGAUGAUCCAUAACUGUUGCGUCCUUAGAGCUAAAUCUUGGGAAAUUCACAAAAGAGAAGACAGACAGUUAAUUAGUGAGGAUGUUUGUUACUGUAAGACUGACUGGCACGUGCGUGGUUACUCGCUAGGCACGCGUGAAUUGUCUGACCGGCCUGAGAUAAUGAAUCUUACGUAGUUUUCUGGGGUUUAACGUUUCCUAUAAAACGCCAGACAUCACAUGCAGCUCUACGAUAAGUUGAAUGCAUCUUAAGUAAAAGCUAUUCAUUUGAUCAUUGUCAUUGGGCCACUGGAUAAAAAGGCCCAUUAGCAGUGAAUCGAGUUAUGAGGCGUUAACAAUCAUUAGGGUUUCAAUAACAAACUAAAGAUUAAACUGUUAGUCUUUAGUUCUGUUUUGGUAUUAUGUUCAAGCUUCCAUUGUUUGGUUAGGACUGAUCAUAAUCUCUUUGGGGUUUAGGGGUUUUUUUAAACUUUUUUGCACCUCUAAGCUUUCAGAAUGGCUGAAAAGCAAACUAGGUUGCAUUAACAUGUAAUCAAACCUUCAUUGUUUUCAAUGACAUUUACAAUUUAGCAAAAAAAAAGAAAAAAGGAAUAGAGUCUUCAAAGAUUGAUCUAAACUUAUUUUUGUUCAUCGACCUUUGUUUGGAGCUUGAAACAAUAUGAAGACGAAGAUAUCCAAUCUUCCUAUGGAAUUGCUAGAGGAGAUUCUCUCUAGGGUUCCGGUGAAAUCCAUAGUAACAGUACGAUCUACUUGCAAAAGCUGGAACGUUUUAACUAAAGAUCAAAGUUUUGCCAAUAAGCACAUUGAAAAAGCAGCAGCAGCACAACGAGAAAGGGUGGUUCUUGUGAUCACGGGGGAUACCAAUGAUCUUGUGUUAAGCGUCAAUCCUUAUGACUUUCACAACAAAACCUUUGGUCCAUGCAUAAAUCGUAAAGGUAUACUUAUUACUCAAAAAAACUCAGAUAAAGUUUGCUUUGUACAACGUGUCUUUCACUGCAACGGUUUACUGCUAUGUAUAUGGAGACGCAACAAACGUUGGCUUUUGGUUUAUAACCCGUAUUGGGGUAAAACAAGAUGGAUCGAAUGCCCAAUACAACGUUCGUGUAAUGAGUUGUUUGCUUUUGGAUACGACAAAUCAUGUGGUAGCCAUAAAAUCUUUAGGCUAAGCACCAGUGAUAAUUUCGACAUCUACGACUUGAGUUGUGAUUCAUGGAAGACUCGUCCUCAUGCAGCUUUUCACAGCAACAAUGUAAUAAAGUAUACUGAACCUGGCGUGUCUUUGAAGGGAAACUCUUACUGGCUUGCUAAAGAUAAGCAAUCAGGAAAGAAUUUCUUACAGUGUUUUGAUUUUACGAGUGAGGCUUUUGGACCGCAACUGCCUAUACCAUGUGAGUUUUUUUCUUUUGCGUCUCUGUCUUCGGUUAAAGAAGAGAAGCUUGCAUUGUUGUUUAAACACCAGUGUGGUACUAAGGUUGAUGUUUGGGUUACGGAUAAGAUCGAGCCCGGCGCUGUGUCGUGGAGCAAGUUGUUCAAAGUUGAAACGUUGCAAUUACUCUGUCAUGGUUGUAUGUUUGGGAGUUUCUUGAUUGACGAGGAGAAGAAGACCGUGGUGGUUUUUUAUAUUUUCGGCGGAUGUUACACAAAAAGUAGAUAUAUCAUUGAUGGGGAGAGUGGUGAUAUCAGACAAGUGGAGAGAAUAGGUUCUCAAUACUCGAAACUUUACAAUCUUGUCGGCUGUUAUGUUCCAAGCUCUGUGCAAGUCUAAGUUAACUUAUCUCUCUCCUAUCCUUAAUGAUCGUGGC
Molecule: messenger RNA, 2543 nt
Organism: Brassica napus (rape)
Lineage: Eukaryota; Viridiplantae; Streptophyta; Magnoliopsida; Brassicales; Brassicaceae
Product: putative F-box protein At3g20705
Exons: 1
Coding region: 1400-2506 (368 amino acids)
Molecular function (GO): protein binding
Source: RefSeq, a predicted model, not a curated record